AUGGCAGACCUUCAACAAAAACUUGAUGCUCUGAAGAGUCUUGUUGGAGUGCUAAAUAGCAUGGAUGAGGGUGAAACCGAGCAGAAUCCAACGCCACCCAAUAGCAGUGGUGCUUCUGCGGCAGCAAGAACAGGAAGGAGUAGGAGUCGCUCUGUUGGAAAAUACAACAACACUGGGAAUCAGAAGAUUAAAGGUCUCAGUAACCAAACUGGUUUCACCGAAGGCAAUGCUAAUGGAGCUAUCAAUUUCGGAGAUUUGAAUGCCUAA
Messenger RNA from Sphenostylis stenocarpa, 267 nucleotides. The record is from the annotation of a GenBank genome assembly. NCBI's taxonomy places the organism in Eukaryota, Viridiplantae, Streptophyta, Magnoliopsida, Fabales, Fabaceae.